Molecule: messenger RNA, 2072 nt
Organism: Trifolium pratense (red clover)
Lineage: Eukaryota; Viridiplantae; Streptophyta; Magnoliopsida; Fabales; Fabaceae
Product: FCS-Like Zinc finger 10
Exons: 4
Coding region: 519-1685 (388 amino acids)
Source: RefSeq, a predicted model, not a curated record
AAUCAUGAAAGAGAGAUGAGAAAGACAGAAAAAGAGAGAGAGAAGAAGUACUUCUCAGACUAAGCGGUUUACUGUGUCUCUGACUUCGAUGCAUGCAAGAUGAACAACAAGAUGAUGAAAUAAUUUCUUUUGAUUAAACCAAAGUAGAAAAAAAAAAUGCAUAGAAAAGUUGUGUUUUUUGUUGCUGAUGUUCAUCACUGCAAAGUUUCUGCAUUUGGGUUUCUCUCUGAUUGAAAAAAAUAUCACAUUUAUUGGAAAUUGAAACCAACACUCUAUUUGAUACUAUUUAACUGAGUUGCAAAAAUUGUUAACGGAUUUGCGGAUUGUUUUGGCUAAAGAAGCAUUUAGUAAUCAUAGUAGAAUUGUAAUAACUCCUACUGAUAAUCCAUGCCGAAAUGCACGGAAGUUAACUGUUUGUGUAAGUUUUCUGAAUUUGAUGCAGCAAUAAAAUGCUGAUUUCGCCCUUUUAUGAGGGAUGAUGUACUAGGAUAACACUGAAGAAGAAGAAUUUUGAUCUCAUGGCUGAUUCUUCUUCCAAUCUCUCUUUACCUUCUGAUACAAUAAGCCCAAGACAAAUAAGCUCCUUAUUUUUUCACACCACUGGUUCUAGGGUGGGAGUUGGUGUUAAGAACUUACCGGAUUUUGAAUCCGCUUGGAGUCCUACAUCUCCUCUCGAUUGCAGACUCUUCUCGAAUCUUAGCAAUGUUUUUAGCGCUAAGUCUUCUAGACCUUCAUUCCAAACCGGUCAUAAGAAGCUGCAAGAUGGAAGUAAAGUAGGACUUGGGAUUAUAACUUCUCUUGUUAACGAAACCAAACCUAAUAAUGAGUUCCUUGGUAAAUUUCUGAGGAAAAAUAUAACUUUUGGAUCACAGAUGAAGAAUCACAUACUUCAAUUCUCGAAGAACAACCGUGAACCUCUUGCAUCAUUUUUGAAAACCAAUUCCUUGCCUAAAAACUAUGUCAUUUCACUUCCUUCCGAAAUCAAAAGUCCCAAAUCAGAAGUUGAAAACUUUGAUGAUGAUGUCAAUAGGGAAUCUAAAGGUCUCAGAAACACUGUGGCGUCUUUGCCCGACUCCUCGAGACCUUCUUCGUUAAUCAGUUCAAAUGAAAACUCUAAUUUGGGAAUCAAUGAUUUGUUUGUAGAAGAUACAUCUAUAGCCUUGAGUUUGCCUCCGGCGACAAACAGAAGUUUACAAAUUAACAAUCCUUUAAACAUCACAUCAAGUUCACUUCCACUAUCCAUUGAUUUCGGCAAUGGAUAUGUAGGUUCACUCUCUGCCAAGGAGAUAGAGCUUUCGGAAGAUUAUACUUGCAUAAUUUCUCACGGUCCAAAUCCUAAGCGAACACAUAUUUUUGGUGACUGCAUUUUGGAAUGUGACAACAAUGACUUUACUGAGUUCAUCAAGAACAAAGAAUCAGCUUUCGGAUCUUCUCAAGAAUCAGCACCUCGUCGUUUUGACAGUACUGUUAUGAACUUCUGUUACUCGUGCAAUAAGAAAUUAGACGAGGAGGAAGACAUUUAUGCUUAUAGUGGCGAGAAAGCAUUUUGCAGUUUUAAGUGUCGAUCGGAGGAAAUUUUGGCAGAAGAGGAAAUGGAGAAAACUUUCAAUAACUCAGAAAAGAGCUCUCCUAACUCAAGUUACCAUGACGAUAUCUUCCUCAUGGGUCUGCAAGUGUCCAAAUAAUAACAUGCUUUAUUAUGAAACUGUUUCGAAGGUAAAAGACGCAGACAAUUUUAUUUGCAGACCAUUGCCUAUGUGAAUUUGUUUUUGCUUUGGAUUUUGGGUUAUUGCUGUGCAAACUGCAAAGUAUGCUAUGUGUUAGUUGUCAAAAACCAAAUUUCAUGGUUUUGUAGCUAGGAAAAGAAAGAUUUUUCUCCAUUAUGAUAACUCAUAAACAGUUAUGUGAAUUGUAUGUUUAAUGGAUGAGUUGAAAGAGGCCACCGGGCCCUCUCUCGUUCAUAUUUGAUCGUCUAUCAUUGUUUUUUCACCUUUGUUUGUAUUCCAUUUUUGCUACUCUAAACUCGAUCAUAUUUCAUAUUUGCAUAAUGUAUAGUUUGAAUAUCAUGUGAA